AUGCCACGAGCUCCGUCACAACUAAACUGGUCAUUUGCCUUUACCAAAAGCAAAUGGGAACCGUCAUAUUGGAGACGACUACCAUUACCUAUAAGACCAUAUGCCAAGGCAAUACCUCUAUUCGCUCAUGGCAAGAAGGUGACUUUUGGAGACUUGAUCACUGAAAAGGGCAACAUAACAAAAACCAUCAAAUUCCCAAACAUUGCUACUCGAUACCUGUAUUCGCGAGUGCUAGACUUGAAUAUAUUCAUGCGGAUAUCCACAGAAGCACUCAGGAUGGUAGAUAAACGAGGUGGAUUCGAUGAGUAUGUCAUAUCGACAAAGGAUGAACUUAUUGGGGACGAGGUUGGACUCAUGUAUAAGAGACUCAUCACCAAACACUAUAAAGAAUCUCUAGGCAAGAUGAGGCAGCAGGAGGACUCUAUAUUGUUACAGUCAAAGAAUGAAGGACUGAAAGAGCAGUUAGAUAACGCUAGAUUGGUGUUGGAUACACGUAGUGCGCUGAAUCCGAAAAUCGCAAAGAUAAUCAGGAGGACACAGUCUAGCAGCACUCUACCACUAUGGCCACAGAUACCAGCAUAUGCUCUACAGGCUGCCAAAUCUGUAUUGGAACGCAACAGAUCUAAAAAGUAUUAG
This is a messenger RNA of Synchytrium microbalum, 636 nucleotides long. RefSeq lists its product as uncharacterized. The transcript has a single exon. Bases 1 to 636 code for a protein of 211 amino acids. Gene Ontology annotation, molecular function: structural constituent of ribosome. Gene Ontology annotation, cellular component: mitochondrial large ribosomal subunit. NCBI's taxonomy places the organism in Eukaryota, Fungi, Chytridiomycota, Chytridiomycetes, Synchytriales, Synchytriaceae. The record is from RefSeq and is a predicted model, not a curated record.